This is a messenger RNA of Molossus molossus (Pallas's mastiff bat), 4119 nucleotides long. RefSeq names its product complexin 2 (gene CPLX2). Gene Ontology annotation, cellular component: terminal bouton; SNARE complex. Lineage: Eukaryota; Metazoa; Chordata; Mammalia; Chiroptera; Molossidae. The coding region runs from base 343 to 747 and encodes 134 amino acids. The transcript is spliced from 5 exons. Gene Ontology annotation, biological process: regulation of neurotransmitter secretion; synaptic vesicle exocytosis; neurotransmitter transport. Gene Ontology annotation, molecular function: syntaxin binding. The record is from RefSeq and is a predicted model, not a curated record.
CGGCUGACAUUCAGUGUGGACAGAAGAGAGGCUAGUGACCCCACAGGCACAUGUGCUAGCCCAGGCAGGUGGGAGCGCCUCCGCAGAGGAGUCCAGAAAGAGGGAGGGAAAGGCUUGCCAGAAUCUCGGUCCGGGUGUCCAGGUCGGCCGCGGAGGAGCUGCAGCCUCCAAAAGGAAGCUGUGUGUCUCUGGCAUGCCAUCUGCUCUGCUCACUGACUGAAGGUCCCUGCAUCCCAGCUCGGCCAAGAAGCAAAGGUUGUCACAUCUCCCCAGCCAGGCCUGCCAGGAGCACUGCAUGCAAAUUCGGCUGCGGGCUAGGGCACGCUAACCAGAGUCGUAGGCAUGGACUUCGUCAUGAAGCAGGCCCUCGGAGGGGCCACCAAGGACAUGGGGAAGAUGUUGGGGGGAGAGGAGGAGAAGGACCCAGACGCGCAGAAGAAGGAGGAAGAGCGGCAGGAGGCGCUGCGGCAGCAGGAGGAGGAGCGCAAGGCCAAGCAUGCGCGCAUGGAGGCGGAGCGUGAGAAGGUUCGGCAGCAAAUCCGAGACAAGUACGGGCUGAAGAAGAAGGAAGAGAAGGAAGCUGAGGAGAAGGCAGCCCUGGAGCAGCCCUGUGAGGGGAGCCUGACGCGGCCCAAGAAGGCCAUCCCUGCAGGCUGUGGAGACGAGGAGGAGGAGGAAGAGGAGAGCAUCCUGGACACAGUGCUCAAAUACCUGCCCGGGCCGCUGCAGGACAUGUUCAAGAAGUAACCAGCCCUCCCGCCCAUCCCCACUCCACUUGUUACUAAUUUUUUUUUUGGUUCUUUCUUUUCUUUUGAUUCAGUUAAGUCUUAGUUCUGAAGGGGAAAACCUCAGUUGGCCUCUGUCCCCCUGUCCCUGGCCAAGGGUUCAUCCCCUCAGCACUCCCUCAUACCUUCUUCAUCCCAGGGUAUUCAGCCCCCACCUCACACCCAAGUUGUUUGAAGGGAAGACAGCUUUUCCCCAGCAGGGGCAUUGUGUUCAGUGUGGGAGGCACUGGGGGCCCCCUCCAGGAGCUUAAGGUCUACGCUAGUGUGGUAACCUCCAUACAUUCCUUCAUGCGCCCCACUGCCAGGAGGACCACUGUCCCCAGCCAGCCAAAGUAAUGACACAUUCCAGCCCUGCCCAGCAUGCUAACCUUUGGCCUCUGACUCCCCCAGUGGGCCUCCAGGUCAGGGCAGGGUGCUGGGUGACCUCACUCUGAGGAAGGGAGUCAGGGUAAGCCUGUCCUGUGAGGGUCCAAUCUGAGAGGCCCCCUGUGUUCUGGGUAGGAAGCUGAGACUCUCCUUCUUCCCUGCCUCUGGUGACACCCAGCCCAGGAGCACCCUUCUCCCAACCCCCGCCCAAAAAGGUGUAGUUCCUGCCACGCCAGUCCCUCCAAAUGGAUCCUCUUUGGACUUUAACUCAUUUGUGGAGGGGCCCAGGGUAGGGCAGCUCCUUGUUCCCUCCACCUUCCACUUAGGUCUGGGGAGCCCACUGCCAGUCUGGGCUCAGCUUGCCCAAGCCAAGGGUGCCCAGGCCCCCCAGAAAACACUUGGAGCCAUUGGGCAGCGAUGGCCUAUGCCAUGGGACCCCCCCCAUUGGUGCAGCCAAGCUGCCCCCAUUCCUAUCUAUCCCUCUUCCCCACCACCCUGUCCUGUCCAUGUGCUUCCAGGACCUCAUGAGCCCCUGGAGGACCCUUCCUGGCUAAAGCCCCAAGUCUUCCUUUGGGGAGAAGCCAGUCCCCCUUGACAGAAGGCAUUUGUCCAUUCAUCUCGUUGGCCAAGAACAAACUCUCCUCUGGGAUGUGUGAGACUGGUAUUUGUUCCUCCCCCCACAAAUUGUCAAGGCCUCUUGCUCAGUCAGUUGUGUGAAAAUGGGGGUAGGGGGGCAUGAAGCAAUAAGAGAGGAAAGUGUGUGUCCAUGCAUGUGUAGGUAGGCAUGGCAGAGACUGCAUCAGCAAUUAUGUGACCAGAGAUUGUACAUACAGGUGUAUGGUUAGAGUAUGUUUGUGUCUUGAGAUUAUGUGUGUAUGUGUGUUUGUCAUCAUGUCCCUGUGUUAGAGACUGUGUAUGUUAGGCAGCCUGUGUAUGUGUGUGUUUGAGGUGGUAUGUAUGAAUUGAGAUUGUGCCAUAUAUGUGUGCUAGCCAUCUCAUAUGUGUGGGAGAGCUUGCCUGUGUUAGCUUGUAUUUGCAUGUGUUUUCAAAACAGCAUGUAUGUCAGGAGUGGUGGGUAUGUGUUAGAUGUAAAAAUGUGUGUUUGGGAAUUGUUAGAUGUGCUAAGACUGGUGUGUGCGUGUGCGUGGCUCUGAAAAGGCAGCUGUGUGCAGAAUGUGCUCUUGGGAAGAAAGAAUAUGGGUGAGAUGCUCCCUUUUGGCCCCAAAACCAUUGGUCACAGUAGCCACAUCCAACAGGAGACCUUGUCCUUGGCCUAGAGUCCUCCCGCCCUUGGGGGGUUCCUGCCUGAGGUCUUCAUAAAUCCACUGGGACAGACCCAGGCAGUGCCCCAAGAAGCCAUGCUGGGCCCCAGCCAGGGCCUACCCCCCAAAGCAGGGACCAGGGAGGGGGCGACUUGCCUGCCCCUGAUGCCCCUGCCCCAUUGACCCCAGUUUGCAUUCUGCAGGUUUUCCAUUUUAGUGGAUUUAUGUUUUUAUUUCAGAGAGAGACAUGUGUCUUCUCUGUCCGUUUCCAAUAGUUAAAGCCAUAUCAGUUAGACUGCAAUACUUUAAAGAUGAGACAAAACAAUCCAUAUGUUUAGGGAACCAGAAAAGUCCCCUAGUCUAUCCCUUCUCUGGGGAGCAGGGCCUCAGCAGCUCCAGCUCCCUGGACUUUCCCUUCUACCCCACCCCCGCCCCUUUCCUGUGCUCCUGUGUCCUGCCCCCCAUGGGGCCUGUCUCUGUGUGUGCCUGUGUCUGUGAUGGGGAGCCACCUUGCACCCCUACUGUCUGCUUGUCUGUGUCUGUUAUCCUGGGCAGGAUGGUCAUUCUCUAGAGCCCUGGGGUCCUGGAGCAGAGAUAGGCAGGGCCCAGUACAGGAGCCCCAGGCCUCCCCAGACCCUGUGUGUGAGCCCCACUGGACACAGGUAGAUCCUGAGUGUCCAGAAAGGUCUCCCCCUUGACAGGGGCCCACAGACCUUGCAGGUGGGGCCAGGGCACAGAGAGUGCUAAGUGAACAGAGACUGAGGCCUAGUGAUUCAGAUGAGCAGGGAAACCCAGCCAUACAAGAUAUCCCAGGUGAGUCUGAGAGACCCUAGACUCUCAGAGGGCAUCCCUAGUGGUUUCUGGAGCCCCUCUGCACCCCCAGAGUGGGCUCAGGGCUUUUCCCAUAUGAGAGUGCCCUCCAGGCUGGCUGGCUUAGUCUGGUGCACUUCCCAGACUCCUACAACCUGCUCCUAUCAAGACUGGAGGUCUUCUGGGAGGUAGAAGCAAGGAGGGAAUUUCAGCCUGGAGCAUGCCUGGCUCUAACCACUGCCAGGUAAUCACUCUCAGGUCCAGGGGAACAUGAUGACUGUCAUUCCUGACACAGACUUGACUCUGGAGAGCAGCCAAUGUGCAGCAUACUCAUAGAGGGACACAAUAUGUGGGGGGGCUCUAGCAGGGCAGGGAUAAUCACACGAUGUGCCUGGGGCAGGAGGUGUGUGUAGCCUCCUGGAUGGGAGGGGAUGAGUGUGUCACACACAAAUGGGGCAGUGUGCAUGUGACACACUUGGGAGGAAAGGCGCAGGAAAGGAUAGGCCCCAGAAUUUAGCACACAUACACAACAUACAUGGCAGACAUUCCCCAACUAGGGAAAAAAGAAGAGCAACAUUGUAAAUGGUGAAAAAAGAACAAGAUGCAAGUGCGCACCACCGGAGGACGGUACGUGUGCUUGCCAAGGAAGGCCGCUGUGUGCUGUGUGCCUGGAAGGUCACCGCCAGAGAGAAGGGACCAGGCCUCUCUGGACUUGCCAGGCUGGGCCCUUGAGACAGGCAAGGAUGUGGACAUCCUCUGCUCCAGGUCCAGGAGCUCCUGGAGGGUGUCCUUACCAGCAAAGCCAUGUGGGAUCACCUCCAAACACAAGCAGGAAGUCAAGAGACCCUCCCAGGUGUGUGUGUAUAGAUGAUAGAUAGAUAGAUAGAUAGAUGAUU